Protopolystoma xenopodis is the source of this 648-nucleotide messenger RNA. The record is from the annotation of a GenBank genome assembly. NCBI's taxonomy places the organism in Eukaryota, Metazoa, Platyhelminthes, Monogenea, Polystomatidea, Polystomatidae.
CGCAUUCGUUAUAAUUCCGCAACUUCACAAUACUUCAAGAAGUACCAAAACAGUCCCUCUCUUGUGUUAGUUCGACGUCGUCUUCGCAACUUGGUCGGAGCGUCACGGAGUCCCGUGUCCUGUGCCAUAGUAUUUGGGAUUCCCAACAUUGGACCAUUGGUACAUGCAGUCUUCAUGACCAAUUUCCUGUUCAACCGUUGUGUCAUCAUUCCUCGGCCCUAUUUUUUGUUCUACCUUCUAGUGCCGCAUCUCUUUGUCUCAACCACCCUUCAUUUGGCCCAUCCACUUAUUCACACGAUUAUGUGCUCUCAUUUCCUCCAAUUCGGCCGAAGAUUGGCCGCUGCUAAACCACAAAAUGACGGUAGAACAGAAAAUUGGUCACGGAGACUUCCUUCACGUGUCACUUUGAUAAAUUGUAACUUUGUGCUUACGACGGCGCCUCUCACCAACGCUGCUGCCGAGACGUUUGAGAAUGUACCCAGCCAAUGGUCCACUUCUGCUCAGGCAGUACGUGAAAUUAUCGCCAACCAUUCCCUCUUCCAGUCUCCGGUUGACCAAGUUCCCUCGAAAGAGGUUGCCCACAGCCUCCAUACUGCUCAGUUUCCUGCCAUUUCACCCACAUCAGACAAGUCGCUCCGUUACACUUGA